Messenger RNA from Gossypium raimondii (Peruvian cotton), 1743 nucleotides. RefSeq names its product cytochrome P450 71D10. Bases 56 to 1582 code for a protein of 508 amino acids. The record is from RefSeq and is a predicted model, not a curated record. Gene Ontology annotation, molecular function: heme binding; oxidoreductase activity, acting on paired donors, with incorporation or reduction of molecular oxygen; iron ion binding. The transcript has 2 exons. Lineage: Eukaryota; Viridiplantae; Streptophyta; Magnoliopsida; Malvales; Malvaceae.
UUAGCAAUAAGCUUGUUUCUCUCUUCAAUAUUAAUCUGGUCUUUGCUUUCCAGUUAUGGAGCUUCAACUCCCUUCAUUCCAGGUCCUCCUCAGCAUCCUCCUUGUUUCCUUCUUCAUAUUCAGAAGUUUAAAGAAAUCAAAACCCAAAAAUCCCGACCUUAAGCCAAUUCCAGGGCCGAGAAAAUACCCGGUGAUCGGGAAUUUGCACCAAAUCGCUAGCCCAUCACCCCACAAGACCUUGAGAGACUUGGCCCUGAAACAUGGACCACUGAUGCAUCUCCAGCUGGGGGAGAUAUCGACGGUGAUAGUAUCUUCACCGGAAGUGGCUAAAGAGGUGACGAAAACCCACGACAUUAACUUCUCGUACAGGCCAGCCAUGGAAGUUCCCAGGGUCUACACCUACGAUUUCACCAACAUCGCCUUUGCACCCUACGGGAACUACUGGAGAUACCUUCGCAAACUGUGCAACACGGAGCUGUUGACCGCCUCGAGGGUCCAGUCCUUUCGGUCUAUAAGAGAAGCAGAGGUUUUAAAUCUGGUGAAAACGAUACAUGAGAGCAAGGGGGAGGCGGUGAACCUUAGCGACAUGAUUUUCUCAAUGACAUAUGGGAUAGUUGCCAGAGCGGCCUUUGGGAAAAAAUGCAAGGAUCAACAGAUUUACAUUGACAGCAUAACCGAACUCACAAAGUUGCUUUCUGGCUUCAGUUUGUCUGAUUUUUAUCCUUCCAUUAAACCGCUUCAGCUUUUUAGUGGUAUGAAGACCAAAGUUGAGAAGAUGCAUAAGGAGAAUGAUAAGAUCAUCGCGAACAUCAUUGCGGAACAUAGAGAGAGAAGGGUCAGAGAAAAGAGCGGACAAGCAGAAGCUGAACAAGAAGAUCUCGUUGAUGUGCUCUUAAGGAUUCAGGAGGAGAAUGAAUUCCCCUUGGCUGACAAGAACAUCAAAUCAGUCAUUGUGGACGUUUUUGGUGCGGGAAGUGAAACAUCAUCCACAACCGUGGAGUGGGCACUGUCCGAAAUGAUAAAAAAUCCAUGGGUGAUGAAAGAGGCCCAAGCUGAAGUAAGGCGAGUUUUCGGACCAAAAGGAAACGUUGACGAAACAGGCCUUCAUGAACUCAAAUACUUGAAAGCAGUCAUUAGGGAAACCUUCCGAAUCCGCCCAUCCGUGCCAUUGUUGCUCCCAAGAGAAUGUCACCAAGCUUGCGAAAUUAAUGGCUACCAUGUUCCGGAAAAAACCAGAGUCCUCAUUAACGCAUGGGCCCUCGGAAGAGACCCUAAUUACUGGAACGAACCCGACAAAUUUAACCCUGAAAGGUUCCUCAACGGUACAGUCGAUUACACGGGAACAAAUUACGAGUUCAUCCCAUUUGGGGCUGGAAGAAGGAUGUGCCCAGGGAUCACCUUUGCCACACCCAACCUCGAGCUGCCUUUGGCCCAGCUGUUGUUCCAUUUUGACUGGAAGCUACCUAAUGGAAUGAAAGGGGAAGAUCUUGAUAUGAGUGAGGUGUUUGGCAUGACUGUCAAGAGGAAAACUGACCUCGUUCUUAUUCCAACUCCAUAUCAUGGAUCUAAAAUUGUUCAUUAGAACCACAAAGAUCAUUUGGUUGGUUUCCUCUCAGUAUCAUAUUAAUAGUACUUGUUCCUGUCAUGUCUUUGGUAAAACACAAUAAGCUUACGCCGCCUAUUUCUUUUUGUUAAUGUUAAUGAAACAUGGAAUAACCGGAGUUGAACCGGUGCUUGGCCCUA